AUGGGAAACAUGAUGCUGGGGACUCGGAAAGACACUGCAAAGACAAAUAUUUCCCGGGCGACACGUUUCCCUGUUUGUCCUCUAAACAAUAUUCCAGGCAAGAUCAGUAGCUUAUCAUUUCCUCUUCCUGUAGGCACUCCUGGGAAAGCAGCUGAGACAACUGGUGCCCCCAGAAGUUCAAACACAAGAACCACUGUGGUACUAAGCAGAACCCCUAGGAUAUCAGGAACUCCCCACCCAGGAACUUCCAAGGAAACAGCUGAAACAACCACUGCUCCUGUGAUUGCUACUACAGUCCCUGCUUCCACCGGACCCAAAGAAUCUGCAGGAACGGGAGCACAAUCAGGAUGUCCAGCAACACCUCCACCAGCUCCAGUUUGUCAUGGUCCACUGGGAGAAAAGAAAUCUCCUGGAGACACUUGGACUGCCAAUUGCUACCAGUGUACCUGUACUGAUGCAAAGACUGUAGACUGUCGACCUAAAGAAUGUCCCUCUCCACCUACAUGCAAACCUGGGGAAAAGCGCGUCCUGUUUAAAGCUAAUGACACCUGCUGUGAAAUUGGACACUGUGAACCAAGGACAUGUUUCUAUAACAACACUGACUAUGAGAUUGGUGCUUCAUUCGAUGACCCCAGCAACCCUUGUGUCUCCUACUCCUGCAGUAGUGCUGGCUUGAUUACAGUCAUCCAGGACUGCCCGAAGCAGACCUGGUGUGCAGAACUGGUGGUGCUACUGGGAGAUGUUGAAACUAUGAAGGAGGACUUUGCUGGAGCAAGUAGUCAUUUGGAAUUCUGGGAAAUGGCAGAAUGGUAUACAAGACCAGAAGGCCUAAGAAUGUUUGCUUGUUGGUUUCAAGAUUGCUAUAAAGCGUUUACCAAUAAUUUAUUAACUUCUACAACCCAGUUUUAUAAGUUAAAAUCUUUUCAAGUUAUAUCCACAGGACCUCAUCUAUGCUAUUCAGCCACCUUCAUGGGACCACUGAAGGUCAAACUUACUCAGAUUCCAGAAGACCUGGUUGCUCAGGAUCCUUCACUAUCAUCCAGUUCUGAGUCAGAUAAGCCAACCUAA
Fukomys damarensis (Damara mole-rat) is the source of this 1068-nucleotide messenger RNA. Its product is annotated as submaxillary mucin-like protein. The transcript has 13 exons. Bases 1 to 1068 code for a protein of 355 amino acids. The record is from RefSeq and is a predicted model, not a curated record. NCBI's taxonomy places the organism in Eukaryota, Metazoa, Chordata, Mammalia, Rodentia, Bathyergidae. Gene Ontology annotation, molecular function: protein binding.